AUGAAGUGGUGUGUCCUGUUCUGUGCUUUUUUCAUGUGCUUUGUUGCCAAUCAUCUUACUGGGGCUCGAGUCAUUCCUGAAGGAGUCCCUUAUGAUGAGCCCCCAGCCAGACCCUACUGGCCGUACUCAACCUCUGAUUUCUGGAACUACAUUGAGUACUUUCGGAGUAUUGGAGCCUACAACUGGAUCGAUGAGUUGGCCAGGACUUUCUUUGCCCACCAGAAUCUCGGUGACACUUUGGGAUAUGAAGUGACUGAGCAACAUGAACGCUAA
Messenger RNA from Neoarius graeffei (lesser salmon catfish), 273 nucleotides. It is a transcript of the gene otos, whose product is annotated as otospiralin. Gene Ontology annotation, biological process: sensory perception of sound. Bases 1 to 273 code for a protein of 90 amino acids. The transcript has 3 exons. Lineage: Eukaryota; Metazoa; Chordata; Actinopteri; Siluriformes; Ariidae. The record is from RefSeq and is a predicted model, not a curated record.